Panthera uncia (snow leopard) is the source of this 936-nucleotide messenger RNA. Its product is annotated as olfactory receptor-like protein OLF3. Gene Ontology annotation, biological process: G protein-coupled receptor signaling pathway. Bases 1 to 936 code for a protein of 311 amino acids. The record is from RefSeq and is a predicted model, not a curated record. Gene Ontology annotation, cellular component: membrane. The transcript has a single exon. Gene Ontology annotation, molecular function: olfactory receptor activity; G protein-coupled receptor activity. Lineage: Eukaryota; Metazoa; Chordata; Mammalia; Carnivora; Felidae.
AUGGGCAGGGAAAACCAGACCUGGAUGAGUGAGUUCAUUCUGCUGGGGCUGUCCAGAUGCUGGAACACUCAGGUCUCCCUCUUUGUCCUUUUCCUGGUCAUGUAUCUCGUGACUGUGCUGGGGAACUUCCUCAUCAUCCUCCUUAUCAGACUGGACAGCAGGCUACACACACCUAUGUACUUUUUCCUCAGUGUCCUGUCAUUUGUGGACAUCUGUUAUACCAACAGCACCGUCCCACAGAUGCUUGUUCACUUCCUGUCAGCCCGGAAGUCCAUCCCGUUCCACAGCUGUGUGCUCCAGCUGUUUAUCUCCCUGGCCAUGGGCAGCUCCGAGUUUUUCCUGCUGGGAGCCAUGGCCUAUGACCGCUAUGUGGCGGUGUGCCACCCGCUGCACUACACAGCCAUCAUGCAUGGGGGGCUUUGCCUGGCGCUGGCUACUGGCUGCUUGGGGGCUGGCUUCAUGAAUUCACUGAUGCAGACAGUGAUCAUCUUCCAGCUACCUUUGUGCCAUAAUGUCAUUAAUCACUUUGCCUGUGAGAUGUUGGCUGUGCUGAGGCUGACCUGUGUGGACAUCUCCUUCAACAAGGUCAUGGUGGCCGUCUCAGGAUUUUUGGUGAUCAUGCUUCCCUGUUUUCUGGUUCUGUUCUCCUAUGCUCGUAUAGUUGCUGCUAUUCUGCAUAUCCGCUCUGCCCAAGGACGCUGCAAAGCAUUUGAGACCUGUGCUUCCCACCUCACUGUGGUUUCCAUGUGCUUUGGAACAGCCAUCUUCACAUACUUGAGACCCUCUGCUGGCUCCUCAGCAGAGCAAGAGAAGAUGGUCGCUCUAUUCUACGCUGUGUUGACCCCGAUGCUAAAUCCCUUAAUCUACAGCUUGAGGAACAAGGAGGUAAUGAGCGCCCUAAGAAGACUGUUGGGAAAAUUAAGUGAAAAAAAGUGA